ACCAUGACAACUGGUUACUCAGAUUUAUGAAAUGAGCCACCGUCGGAUAUUACAAGGUUUGACGUAUAUUAACCCUCUUUUUUAAAUAUAGACUUUGAGCAGUAUCAAAAGUCUAGAACUAAAUUUGUACAAACAGUCGCCGAGCUUGCUGUCCAGCCACAAAAUAUUGAUGUUCUGCAGAAUUUAGGAGUAUUGUCUUUGUUGAGACCACUUUUACUUGAUACGGUACCCACAAUUCAACAAACUGCGGCUAUUGCAUUAGGACGUCUAGCUAAUCAUCGAAAAGAUUUAGCUGAAGUUAUUGUUAAAGGUGAUAUCCUACCUCAACUUGUUUAUUCACUAGCUCAGCAGAACGUAUUUAGUUUAAUUCAUUCAUCUUAUUUUAUUAGAGAUUUUAUAAAAGAGCUGCCGCAUUUGUACUGAAGUCGAUUGCCAAACACUCCGCUGAACUUUCACAAAGUAUCGCAGACUGUGGAGCCUUGGAUGCACUCACUGUUUGUUUGGAGGAAUUCGAUCCAGCUGUAAAAGAGGGUGCUGCGUGUGCAAUUGGAUGUAUGGCUAAGCACUCAGCUGAGCUCUCUCAGGCGGUCGUAGAUGCAGGUGCUAUUCCACUGCUUGUGCUAUGCAUUCAAGAACCCGAAAUAAGUCUUAAAAGAGCAACUGCAUGUACACUAGCUGAAAUAACAAAACAUACAGCUGAUCUUGCCCAAUCGGUUGUUGAUGCUGGAGCAAUCGCUCACCUUGCACAGCUUGUACUAAAUCAAGAUUCACUACUUAAGCGCCAAGUAUUUGCUGCUUUAUCAACAAUCGCUAAACAUUCUGUGGACCUGGCGGAGCUUGUAGUAGAAGCCGAAAUAUUUCCAGCUGCAUUGGUGUGCCUUAAGGACGUGGAUGAAAUUGUUAGGAAAAACUGCGGCAACCUAGUCAAAGAAAUAGUCAAGCAUACGCCAGAACUCAGCCAAUUAAUUGUUAACUGCGGUGGAAUAGCUGCAAUAGUUGACCAGAUUGGUGAUACUAAAGGAUUUACAUGUCUACCAGGUGUUAUGGGUUUGGGAUAUAUAGCUGCUCAUUCUGAAACCUUAGCAAUGGCUGUGAUAGUUUCAAACGGAGUUUCACAAUUAAAAUGUGUACUCAUAAGGGAAUCGAGCGAGGAGAUACAGGCUGCCGCAGCUUGGGCGCUUGGUCAGAUUGGUCGGCAUUCUCCUGAACAUGCGAAAGCCAUAGCUCAAGCCGACGUACUUCAGAAUCUGUUGGAAUGCUAUCUAAAACAAAAUGCAUCAGAGGAUCUUAAAGCAAAGGUAUCAUAGUCACUUAUAUUCACGUUUUCUUUUAGACCAAAAAGGCACUGAAGCUAAUAAUUCAGAAGUGUAUUAAUUUAGAAGCACUAGAACCUUUAUUGCAAAAAGCACCUCCAAGUAUCUUGAAACAUGCAGUUGCACAGUUUAGCAAAGUUCUACCACAUGAUAGCAGAGCACGUCGGUGGUUUGUGGCAUCUGGAGGUCUUAAAAAAAUACAGGAGCUGAAGGACGACAACGAAGGCUUGUUGUCGGAGUACAUCAAUGCUAUAAACAAUUGCUAUCCGGAAGAGGUUGUACGUUACUACUCCCCAGGUUAUGCUGAGACAUUAAUGGAGCGUGUAGAAGCAUACCAAAUACCGAUUUGAAAUCUAAUCCUGAGUAAAGAAAUAAAGACGGUUCAAAGACAUUAACUUUCAUGGAGAAAUCCUUAUAAAGCACUUAACAUAACUUUACAAAUAAAAGUUAGUGAGUAAUAUAAAAAAGAUUAUGAAUUUGAAUACCAUAAAAUGCUUAAUACUUUAUGUACUUAAAAUAUAUCAAUUAAACGAAUCCCAGUUAAC
Schistosoma spindalis is the source of this 1858-nucleotide messenger RNA. The record is from the annotation of a GenBank genome assembly. NCBI's taxonomy places the organism in Eukaryota, Metazoa, Platyhelminthes, Trematoda, Strigeidida, Schistosomatidae.